Molecule: messenger RNA, 1463 nt
Organism: Thalassophryne amazonica
Lineage: Eukaryota; Metazoa; Chordata; Actinopteri; Batrachoidiformes; Batrachoididae
Product: transcription factor LBX1-like
Exons: 2
Coding region: 425-1240 (271 amino acids)
Biological process (GO): regulation of DNA-templated transcription
Molecular function (GO): DNA binding; DNA-binding transcription factor activity, RNA polymerase II-specific
Source: RefSeq, a predicted model, not a curated record
CUUCUAUCUAUUCUGGUAUCUCAGCACAUGACUAAAUUAGAGCAAAGAUGAUAAGAGCGCACAGGAUUAUAAAUCCGCGGGCUCCUCCUCCUUCCAGCCGUGCGUCCUAAUUAAUGGGACACCCCCAGUCGCAAAAAGCCCCGCACUGGACUGAAACAUAGUCAAAGAGUGAAAGGGAAGAAGGCGAAAGUGCCGCUGGAGAUAAUUGAUUAGCAAUCAAUGAUAACUUGUUAGUAAUCGUCGAGACUUUGGACUUCGCCAUUUUCAGGGAGGCGCCUCACUCAUCCGGACUCGUUGCUCCGGAGGAUCAAGACAAUUGGAAUAAUUUUCUUGCUCCGUUUUUCUCUUGUGCUAUGUGACUUUUUUCCCCACAGCCUUACUUGCUGAUAUUUCAACACCUUCAGAAAGUCUGUGCGCAAAACCAAUGAUGACAUCCAAAGAAGUGGCCAAAUGUGACGCAGCGGAAAACAGGAGGCGAAGUCCGCUGGACCAUCUGCCUCCGCCUGCUAACUCCAACAAGCCGCUGACCCCCUUCAGCAUUGAGGACAUCCUGAACAAACCGUCGGUGAAACGAAGUUACACAAUCUGUGGCACUGCUCAUUUAAUUUCAUCCUCAGAAAAGCACCGCGCCUCCAGCAUCCCGCUGUCCAGUCGCGCGCUCCUCACCCAAACCUCCCCGCUCUGCGCCCUGGAGGAGCUCGCCAGCAAGACCUUCAAGGGUCUGGAAGUCAGCGUUUUACAGGCUGCCGAAGGCCGGGACGGGAUGACUCUAUUUGGCCAGAGAACCACUCCGAAGAAGCGUCGGAAGUCUCGAACGGCCUUCACCAAUCACCAAAUCUACGAGCUGGAGAAACGCUUCCUGUACCAGAAGUACUUAUCCCCCGCAGACCGAGACCAGAUCGCCCAGCAGCUGGGUCUGACGAACGCCCAGGUCAUCACGUGGUUUCAGAAUCGGAGGGCUAAGUUAAAACGAGACCUGGAGGAGAUGAAGGCCGACGUGGAGUCGGCUAAAGCCAUCGGACAGGUGCCCUUGGACAAACUGGCCAAGCUGGCGGACCUGGAGAAAUGCGCCAACGGCACUCUGGGCCACCCGCGAGCCGAAUCCCCCGCGCGGGGCGGCCCGCAGGAGCACGAGCUCGCGCAGAAACUGCGGACGUCUCCGCUGUCUCCUUUCUCAGACCACACAACGAGUAAAGAGUGCUCAGAGGACGAGGACGUGGAGAUCGACGUGGAUGACUGAUGGCACACAAACACAAAAGACUGUUGAAGAAAACCCUCGCGGGGACUUGUAACUUACUGCUUAUAUCGUGCACCGUAUCUACCAAAAUGUAACCACUUUUAUAUUCAAAGCAUGAAACGCGGUGUUUUAUUCAUUUCUUGCAAAGCAAUAUUGACAUUAAUGCUUUUUUUUUAAACGCCAACGUUUUCCUUUUCCGAUCCUGUCCUCACUGGGACUUUUUAUU